ACUAAAACUAACCAAUAUGGAGAGCACAAAUAGUGAUCAUCACAAUGAAGAGGUAGCUAAUGUAGGGCAGCAACAACUCAAAGAUAAGAAAGUAUCAUGGGCAAAGCUAGGUCGUGUUGAUUCUCUCAACAUGGAAGCUGGAAAAGUUUCUUCAACUCAAGCAACACAUGCCUCUAAGGCUAAUUGGAAGACAAUAUUGAGUUUAGCAUUUCAGUCAGUAGGAGUUAUCUAUGGAGACAUAGGGACUUCUCCUCUCUAUGUGUUUUCAAGUGUUUUUUCUGAUAAAAUUGAACACAAGGAUGACAUUCUUGGUGUAUUUUCCCUCAUCAUAUAUACCAUAAUGCUUGUACCUAUGACUAAGUAUGUCUUCAUUGUCUUAUGGGCCAACGACAAUGGCGAUGGGGGAGCAUUUGCGUUGUAUUCCUUAUUGUGUCGAUAUGCAAAAGUGAGUCUGAUACCAAAUCAACAGCCAGAGGACAGAGAACUUUCACACUAUAGUUUGGACAUACCAUCCAAUCAUAUUAAAAGAGCUCAGAGGGUCAGACAGAGUUUGGAAAAGAGUAAAUUUGCCAAAAUUUUUCUUGUCUUUCUUGCCAUUCUUGGAACAUCUAUGGUCAUUGGUGAUGGAGUUCUCACUCCUUGUAUUUCAGUGCUCUCUGCCGUAAGUGGAAUAAAGCCCCUAGGCCAAGACGCUAUUAUGGGUAUUUCCAUAGCAAUAUUGAUAGUCCUUUUCAGUGUUCAACGUUUGGGUACAGACAAGGUUGGAUAUACAUUUGCUCCAGCCAUAUGCAUUUGGUUUUUGUUCAUAAGUGGCAUUGGUCUCUACAACUUGUUCAAGUAUGAUGUGACCGUCUUACGUGCCUUUAAUCCCAUGUAUAUUAUUCACUACUUCAAAAGAAACGGUAAAAAGGGAUGGAUUUCUCUUGGCGGAGUUUUCCUUUGCAUUACAGGAUCCGAAGCUAUGUUUGCUGAUUUAGGUCACUUCAGUGUGCGUUCUAUUCAAAUAAGCUUCAGUUGUCUUGUAUUUCCAGCUUUACUCUCAGCUUACUGUGGCCAAGCUGCAUAUCUAACAAAAUUCCCUGAAAAUGUGGAGAACACUUUCUAUGCCUCUAUUCCAGGUCCACUUUACUGGCCAACAUUUGUAGUGGCUGUUGCUGCAGCCAUUAUUGCAAGUCAAGCGAUGAUUUCUGGAGCUUUUUCUAUUGUUGCUCAAGCACAAAGCGUAGGUUGUUUCCCAAGGGUGAAGGUAAUUCACACAUCAACCAAACAUGGCGGUCAAGUAUACAUCCCGGAACUCAAUUACUUCCUCAUGAUUGCUUGUGUUUUAGUUACUUUUAGCUUCAAAACAACCGAAAAAUUGGGACAUGCUUAUGGUAUUGCUGUCGUUAGUGCUGAAAUCAUAACGACACAUAUGGUUACAUUAGUAAUGCUUGUUAUAUGGAAGACGAGAAUAUGGUGGAUUACCUUAUUCUACGCGGUGUACCUUACCGUUGAAUCAACAUAUUUCUCUGCUCAGCUCACAAAAUUCACUCAAGGUGGUUAUCUACCCAUCGUAUUCUCAAUCGUGCUUGUGAUCAUUAUGGGAACUUGGCAUUAUGUUCAAAAACUUCGAUACCAAUUCGAGCUCAACAACAAGGUUUCGAGUGAGUACAUUAGGGAUUUGUCUGAUAAUCCAGACAUCAAAAGAAUACCAGGAAUUGGACUACUAUACUCUGAAUUAGUACAGGGGAUUCCACCUAUUUUCCCUCAUUUUGUCUCCAAUAUUCCCUCUGUUCACUCUGUUAUCGUUCUCGUGUCAAUCAAAUCAAUACCUAUAAGUAAAGUAGCACUACAAGAACGUUUCUUGUUCCGUCAUGUUGAGCCUAGAGAGUACAAGGUAUUCAGAUGUGUAGUCAGAUUAGGCUACAAAGAUCAACUUGGUGACACAAUGGAUUUUGAAAAUCAACUAGUUGAACAAUUAAACAAAUUCGUAAGACACGAGCAUUACAUUCUUGAAGCACAUGAACAAGUCGUGAAUAGAGAAAAAACAUCCAGGGUUCACAUAGAGGAAGAUAUGCAACAACAACAACAAGUGGAUUCUACAACAUCACCGUCAACGCGUUCCAUUCAAUCUAAUCGUUCAUCGAGUAGAAUACAAAUGUUGCAUCCAAAUGCUUCAGGACAAGAAGAGAUACAAUUUAUCGAAAAAGCUAAGGAUCAAGGAGUGUUCUAUCUAUUGGCAGAAGCAGAGGUGAUUGCUAAACAAGAUUCGUCGUUCGUGAAGAAAGGUUUUAUCAAUUAUGGUUAUAAUUUCUUGCGCAAGAAUUUCAGGCAAGGGGAGAAAGUUAUGGCCAUUCCUCAGACAAGGCUUCUAAGGGUUGGAAUGACUUAUGAGCUAUAAUAAACAAGGUGAAUAAUAUUAUGAUUUCUGCGUUUUGUGUAUGUUUUACCUUUUUCCAUCCUUUAAUAAAGUGUGCAAGCUAAUUUAAGCUUGAGUAAUGUAAAUGUACCCUAUUAAAUGUACCUUGGGCGUAACUCCAGAAGUUAGGUAAUCGACCUUACAUGUAUUAUUCUCUCUGUCUAAUUCAAAUGAUCUAAUGUGUACAUCUCUA
Messenger RNA from Solanum stenotomum, 2591 nucleotides. Its product is annotated as potassium transporter 5-like. The transcript is spliced from 8 exons. Gene Ontology annotation, cellular component: membrane. The record is from RefSeq and is a predicted model, not a curated record. Lineage: Eukaryota; Viridiplantae; Streptophyta; Magnoliopsida; Solanales; Solanaceae. Gene Ontology annotation, molecular function: potassium ion transmembrane transporter activity. Gene Ontology annotation, biological process: potassium ion transmembrane transport. Bases 17 to 2380 code for a protein of 787 amino acids.